This is a messenger RNA of Corticium candelabrum, 1675 nucleotides long. RefSeq lists its product as uncharacterized. Lineage: Eukaryota; Metazoa; Porifera; Homoscleromorpha; Homosclerophorida; Plakinidae. The transcript has 5 exons. The record is from RefSeq and is a predicted model, not a curated record. Bases 146 to 1519 code for a protein of 457 amino acids.
GCCUUUUGUUUCUGGAGCCGCUAGAAUUGCGUGCGUCGAUCAAACGCGUAAACAAUUAAUUUGCUCACGCGUCGUCGCGCGUAUAAAUUUGGCACUGCAGCUCAACUCUGUAUCCGUCGUGCAACGAUCUGCUGAAUCGGACGUCAUGGCUAGACUUUCAGCACUAAUUGUUACUCUGGUCGUCGCAACAACUCUCUACAUCGACUACGCUGGAGCACAAGACCUGCAACGUCGGAUUCAACCGUGUUGUCAGGUUGUGGACAAGAGGCACUACGUCGGCUUGGACACUUACAAGCGUUCAGUUUACAGAACAGUGAAGCAAUGCCAAGGAUCGUGCACGUCUCGAUCAUCCACCCGCGUCAUCCAAGACGGAGGCAACGACAACUUUGUCGGUGCUCAGUCUACAAGCCCCAGCGAGCUGUUUCUCAACAGCAUAUUGCUCGACGGGAGAUCUCUCAGCCUCUAUUUUGACAGAGCUUAUCCGUGGGAUCGCUGGACUGCUCACACGAUUCGGGUAUCGCAUCCCGCGCCCUAUUACUGCGCAGACAUCUUGCGUAUUCAGUUUAAAUUCUGCGUCAAAGCAUCCCGAUCGUGGCUUGCUCAUAAUGAUUACAUCUUCAUCUGGAAUCCUCAACCGGAGAGUGAUAGUCUACUUUGGGGUUCGUACAUUAGAGAUCUGCCUACAGCAGGAACCGGCUUUGGCCGGAAUCAGUAUCGCUGUCACACGAGCACGUAUCAACCCGGACAUCCCAUCUUCCAGUACAUAAUCACAUACGGUGAUCUCAACGUGGCCAUUCAAGACGACACAUUUUUUGACUACACACAGCUCACUCUUACAUACGACACUACCAGCAAGUCAUGUCAUGCAGUUAAAGUUAGACAGAGAACCGAGGAUAUUUCACUGUCGACCGGAUUGAAAACUGUGAAACUAGAAGACCAUCUCGAAUGCGAAUGUCAGGAUCACAGUCGUUGCAAUCGAUUCACUUACAAUCAAACAUACUACGAAAAUUCGUAUUUUGAGCAACAAGUCGACGUCGGGAAGUGUGCAGGAAGUUGCCGUAGUUACUACGCGUUUGCGGAAGAGACCGACAAGGAACGCGAUGUGGUACGUGAACUCGAUAAUGCAAAAGUGCAACUCAGUGAAGACGCAGUGAAACGCCGGUUCCAAUCGGUCGCGGUUCCAUAUAUUCCAUAUUUCACUACUACCUGCCAGCCACUAAAAACACACGUCGAGUACGUCAAAGGACCAAACGGUGGCCACUGCGUUGAAGUCAUAGACAGAUGCAGUUGUGCUCGGCGUUGCUAUCGAAAAGUACACUAUGAAGAAUACGUGGAAGUGAUAGCAACGGGCUCGAGCUACCGCGAACGCCGAAGGGUAUACAAUGUGGGAAAAUGUGUCGGUGAAUGCGCAUCGAAGCAAGGGUGUGUGCCUCUCUCAUACUAUAACUAUCCUACUAUUCUUCUGCGUGAUGGUAGCAAGAAGCAAGUCCGAGCGAUCAGAUGGUGUGGUUGCAAGUAGAAGCUCGUGAAGUGAUGCCACAGACAUUUUGACUCUCGGCUGUGUGCAACAUGCAACUCUUAGUUUGCAUGAUGCUUGAACGUGUCUAAUUAGUUGUUUUCGCAAUCUUUUCGCACGUAUAACUGUUUCUUCAUGAAUAUACAUGUCUUUGCAAAA